Trypanosoma theileri is the source of this 2232-nucleotide messenger RNA. RefSeq lists its product as uncharacterized. The record is from RefSeq and is a predicted model, not a curated record. Gene Ontology annotation, biological process: small GTPase-mediated signal transduction. The transcript has a single exon. NCBI's taxonomy places the organism in Eukaryota, Euglenozoa, Kinetoplastea, Trypanosomatida, Trypanosomatidae. Bases 1 to 2232 code for a protein of 743 amino acids. Gene Ontology annotation, molecular function: guanyl-nucleotide exchange factor activity.
AUGGAUGUCAGAGAAGAAUACGUGGGAAGUGAGGAGCGUAGGACGUUCUUAACAAAUGAUCUUCUUAGAGACAUGGUGGGAAUAUAUUUACGAUCUAUUGGAAUGAAUGAAGUGGCUACCAAGAUGUACGCUGAGGCAAAGACCAUACAUAAUAAUAAAUCAGAAGCCGAUGAGACUAACGAAAGAUUACUGUUAUUACUUAUGAAUAGAUGUGCGGUACCGCGACCGACAACUUCUCACAGUAUCCCACCAUGUGAGUUGGAGUGGAUUUUAUCUCCUCAUACCACUACAAGAGCAGUCAUACGUCGUUUACUCUCUAAUGCCAAAAAGAAAUUAACACGGCAAUUUCACUCCAUGCAUUUACCACGCCCAGAUGAACUCUCUCAACAACACAUAUUAUACUCCAAUCAUGUAAAUAUGUGGUCACCGCAGGAUGAUGCAGAUGCUUUAUAUGUGAAAGGAAAAAAAGGAAAAGGACCUGGAAUGCUUCUCUUUGGUACAUUAAAUCAACUCAUAGAAGAAUUAACACAUGUAAGUGUAUUACCACUUUCUUCCCUCUCUGAGGAAAAAGUAUUAGCACAAGAAAAGUUUACAUUUACAUUUUUACGUCAACAUCGUUAUUUUGCUCUUUCUCAUACUGUACUUGCAAAGUUGAUGGAACGUUUUCUUCUCCCAUUCUCUAUAAAACUUACAUUUGAGCAUUUUGAGGGACAUGGUAUCUCUAUACACGCCCCAGGUACCUCUCUUUCUAGAAUUAUUUCUACUUCACAAGUAACAAAUAAUGUUACUGAGAAUAAAGAAGAAAAUAAUAAUAAUCAUAAUUAUCAUAAUCAUAAUCCAUUAAGUCGCUUCUCACCUAGUGCUUCACUAUGGUUAUGUGUAUAUCGUAAAAUACAAUUGCGCGUGUUAUCUGUUUUAACACUUUGGUUGCAUAAAUAUCCUCAACACUUUGAUGAAGAGAUGCGUCAAUGUCUUAGUCUCUUCCUAGAAGACGCUUGCUAUACUUCUCAACCAUGGUCUGAUUGUCCUUCUCAGUUAACAGAAAUGGCAGAGUUUUUACGGUGUUAUUUAACAGAGAAAGAUAAUAAAUCAUUACAGAGAGAACAAGAGUGUAGUUCCAUAAAAUGUUCUUGUCAGUCCUUCUGCCAGAUCCCACCAACAUUGGAAUCAUUUCCAAUAACCUGUACAAAAAGAAAUACACAUCAAACCAAUUCAUCUAUAAAAACUUCUUUAGAUGAACCUCUAUCAAUUCUUUCAUUAACGAAUACAAAAGAUUUUACUAUACAAGGUGAAUCUCUUGAUGAUACUUUUAUUACAAGUGCAAAAGAAGUUUUACAACUCUUUAUGUCAGUAUCAGUAGAUGAUUAUGCUACAACUCUUACAAGUCUUCAUCGUGAACUUUUUGCUUCUCUACAAGGAGAAUCUUUACUGCAUAUGACAUAUCGUUCUUCUGGGGUUUAUUUAUGUUCUACUUAUUUUCGUCAUUCUUCGCUAGGGAUAUUUUUAUCAACUUCCUCAGAUCUCUCUGCAUGGGUAGUGUCAGUUCUCUUACAUUCUGCUGUUGUUGAUAGUCAUGAAUUACGUCAUUUAAGAGUUACAACGUCACCAGGGGAGAAGUUUAUAAAUGUUUAUAGUUGUAUGGUAGAUCUUGUAGUUGCUUUACUACGUUUGAAUAAUUUACAUGGAGCUAUUGGUAUAUAUAAUGGAUUACAACAUCCGUUUAUUCAGCGUUUAAUGGAACACCCUCGUCUCUCACCACUCUUUCCUGUUGCCAAACUUCAGAACAUUUCAUACUUGGGUUCCAUUCUCCGAUACGAUAGUGAGAAGAAUAAUAGUGAGAUAAAUGAAGAUGAAACGGUGAAAUUUCUUGAGAAUUAUUUGGGUGGUCUCUUUGAUGCCGAUAUCCACCCACCAGUUCCUCCUAUUCAACCUUACCUUAAACAGUUAAAUCGACUCCAGGAAGAAAUGCCAUCCUUUUUAACUGUACGUAAAAAUGAACUUUAUCCACAGUUUGUUAAUAAAGUGGCAUCAGAAAAUAUUGUUGUGGUAAAUUGGCGGAAAUAUAUGAUAAUUGAGGAAAUGUUAACUCGUAUAAUUGCGUGGCAAAUUACCCCAAAAAACAAUUCACGUGACGAAACAUUUGAAUUACAGUUCGCAAACCAAAAACAAUAUGUGGUACAACAGCCUUGGUUACUGGCUCGUAUGGUCAAUGAGUUUAUUUGUAUGUUGUAG